AUGCCCCCACCAGAAUAUGUUCUCCCACGGGACUAUCUUGACAACAAUCGUAUCAAACUACAACACCAUCUCACGACGGAGCUAUUCGGAUACCUCCUGCACCUAGACAUACCUCUCCAGAACGCGAAUCUCAAAAUUGCAGACAUCGCUGCAGGAACCGGAAUCGUUCUCACCGAUUUAAGUCGUCGUCUUCCUUCGUCAGUGUACCUUGAUGCAGAGUUACUCCCUCGCAAUGUUGGUUUAUAUAGAUGGGAUAUUAAAGUAGACGUACCGACAGAGCUCGAAGGAGCUUACGAUGUAGUCCAUGUCCGCAAUAUAGUAUUUGUGUUAUCAGAUGAGGAGAUCGAGGACGUUCUCAGCAAACUACUUAAACACCUAAAUAAGAUUAACGGCGAAUGCAGCACCGCCGCCAUUGAGGAAAUAGUGCGGAUCACUCGCUCCGCAGACCCCAGGCUGGUGCCUCACUGGGUUCCUGAGCUGCCGCGGUUAUUUGAGAGUGUUGGGCUCGUGGAUCUUAGGAAAGAUACCCGUGAAGGACCCGGACACAUUGAUUAUACUUUUCAUGAGUGCGUCUUGAUGGUACACGAUAUGAUUGCUCGGAAGACAAGUAAUGAGGGGGAAACAUUCAAUGGGGCAUUUCAUGUAUGGACCAGGCAGACUGUUAUUGGAAGAAAGCGUGAAUGA
Molecule: messenger RNA, 684 nt
Organism: Aspergillus neoniger CBS 115656
Lineage: Eukaryota; Fungi; Ascomycota; Eurotiomycetes; Eurotiales; Aspergillaceae
Product: class I SAM-dependent methyltransferase
Exons: 6
Coding region: 1-684 (227 amino acids)
Source: RefSeq, a predicted model, not a curated record